UAACCCUGCGUUGUUGGCUUCCUUGGACCGAAUCAGUGGAAAAGUGUUGAGUGUUUCUUACUCAGCGGCUCCGUGGAAGGAUUUUACUCUUAUUUCGCAAAAAUGAAAGUGUCACUCGUGCUGUUGUUUUCAGGGUUUUUGGUCUGUGCACUUUCCCCUCCGACGAAAUGUGCAGAGCAGCGCGUCCCCGAGGAUAAACUCCUUGUUGUGACUGUUGCAACCAAAGAAACUGAUGGCUUCAGGCGCUUUUUGAGGUCAGCUAAACACUUCAACUACACUGUCAAGGUCCUUGGUCAGGGUGAGAAAUGGACAGGAGGAGACUACAUGUCAGCACCAGGAGGAGGCCAGAAGGUGCGACUCCUUAAAGAAGCUCUGGAGGAGAUGAAGGAUGAAGACAAAAUAAUCCUUUUUAUUGACAGCUUUGAUUUGGUGUUUACCUCCGGUCCCAAAGAACUGCUCAAGAAGUUCCAGCAGGCUAGACACAAGGUGGUGUUUUCCUCUGAGAGCCUGAUCUGGCCUGACAGACACCUGGAGGACAAACACCCCCAUGUCAGGGAGGGCAGCAGGUUCCUGGGCUCUGGAGCUUUCAUUGGCUACCUUCCCAACAUCAAAGAAAUGGUUGCUGACUGGACAGGAGAAGACAAAGACAGUGACCAGCUGUUCUUCACCAAGAUUUAUAUCAAUCCAGACAAAAGAAAAUCCAUAAAUAUCACAUUGGACAACAAAUGCAGAAUGUUCCAGAACCUUCAUGGAGCACUUGAUGAGGUGUUGUUGAAGUUUGAAGAUGGACGGGUACGAGUCAGAAAUGUGUUGUAUGAUACUCUUCCUGUCAUCGUCCAUGGGAACGGACCAACCAAGCUCCAGAUCAACUACCUGGGCAACUACAUCCCCAAUGCAUGGACAUUUGAGAGUGGAUGCACAGUGUGUCAUGAGGAUCUAUACUCACUCACAGCUCUUAAGGAGAGUGAGUACCCAUUGGUAAUGAUUGGCGUCUUCAUUCAGCAGCCCACUCCUUUUGUCACAGUGUUUUUUGAACGCCUGCUGAAGCUCCAGUAUCCCAAGAAGAAGCUCAAACUCUUCAUUUACAACCAGGAAGCUCAUCAUGAGCGUCAGGUCAGCUCUUUCCUGCAGAAUCAUGGAAGUCUUUAUCAGAAUGUCAAGUUCAUCGGGCCUGAAGAGGGGAUGGAUGAAGCUGCGGUCCGCAACCUGGGCUUUGAUAUGUGUCGGAAGGACAAGGACUGUGACUAUUUCUUCAGUGUGGACGUAGAAGUGGUCUUAAAAAAUGAGAACACACUCAAAAUUCUCAUUGAACAAAACCUUCCUGUUGUGGCACCAAUGAUAACUCGGACUGGCAGACUGUGGAGCAACUUUUGGGGAGCCCUCAGUGCAGAAGGCUACUAUGCUAGGUCUGAGGACUAUGUGGACAUUGUUCAAGGACGCAGGCUGGGUUUGUGGAAUGUCCCAUAUGUGUCCAGUGUGUACCUGAUGAAGGCCAGCCUCCUUCGAUCAGAGCUCACAGACUACAAAUUGUUUAACUCGCAUAUCCUAGACCCUGACAUGGCUUACUGCCACAACAUUCGCAACAAGGGAAUCUUCAUGUUUGUAACCAACAUGCACACUUUCGGUCGCAUCCUAUCAACAGAAAAGUAUGAGACCAGUCAUCUUCAUAAUGAUCUGUGGCAGAUCUUUGAAAACCCAUUGGACUGGCAGGAGCGCUACAUUCAUGAGAACUACACUCACAUGAUCAAAGAUAAACUGAUUGAAACUCCUUGUCCUGAUGUGUACUGGUUCCCAGUGUUCAAUGAUGUUGCUUGUGACCACCUUGUUGAAGAAAUGGAACAUUUUGGGAAGUGGUCAGGAGGAGGCAAUGUGGACACUAGAAUCCAAGGUGGAUAUGAGAAUGUCCCUACCAUUGAUAUCCACAUGAAUCAAAUCAACUAUGAAAAGAACUGGCAACAAUUUUUAGUGGAGUACAUAGCACCGAUAACAGAGAAAAUGUUUCCUGGUUACUACACCAAGGCUCAUUUUGACUUGGCCUUUGUAGUUAGGUAUAAGCCAGAUGAGCAGCCAUCUUUGAAGCCACACCAUGACGCCUCCACAUUCACUAUAAACCUUGCACUUAAUCAAGUGGGCCUUGAUUACCAGGGUGGUGGAUGCAGAUUCCUCCGCUACAACUGCUCCAUUAAUGCUCCUCGUAAAGGCUGGGCCCUGAUGCACCCGGGCCGCCUCACCCACUACCACGAAGGCCUGCCCACCACGGCUGGUGUCCGCUACAUUGCAGUAUCGUUUGUGGAUCCCUGAGCUCCCUGGUGAAGGUACACAUCCCACCAUAUAAUCCAGACCAAACAGGACACAUACUGGCAGCAUCCUUCAGAUAUGUGCAGAAGCAUCACAGCUGCUCUUUGAUUUCUGGAUUGGAGUGGUAAUCAUCUGUUUUAGAUUAUUUCCUUGUUUUAAUACCAAAAAAAUGAUACUGUCUCUGGCUUUAAACAGAUCAUACUUAUCAGCAGUAGAAUGUUAGUGCUCUAUGAAGUAAUGAAACAUAAACAAAGGUGCUCAAUGCAACAAGUACCAA
Molecule: messenger RNA, 2575 nt
Organism: Scomber japonicus (chub mackerel)
Lineage: Eukaryota; Metazoa; Chordata; Actinopteri; Scombriformes; Scombridae
Gene: plod1a
Product: procollagen-lysine, 2-oxoglutarate 5-dioxygenase 1a
Exons: 19
Coding region: 103-2301 (732 amino acids)
Biological process (GO): peptidyl-lysine hydroxylation
Cellular component (GO): endoplasmic reticulum
Molecular function (GO): procollagen-lysine 5-dioxygenase activity; iron ion binding; L-ascorbic acid binding
Source: RefSeq, a predicted model, not a curated record